CGGAGACAUGGACUCCGAGCGACUCGUAAUCGAUCCGUCUGCUAUGGGCCGGAAUGGUGGAGAAGGGCUGAAGGAGACGAAGGUACCAAUACCAAAGAAGAGAAUGAUACUAACGAAGAGAAUGAGAUUGUUGGCGGAAUUUGAAGAAAAAUUUGAAGGAAGAGAUGGAAAGCUGGUUUCUGCUUAUGUAAUUUGGAAAGCAUUAAGAGAGAGGACCCAAGACAUGCAUGAGGUCGCCAAGAUUGAGUCAAAGUUGAGAUCUGAGCAUGCCAAUGAGCAAACCGAAGAUGGCAUGUCUAAUUCAACAGUGGCUGUGCCGUGA
Molecule: messenger RNA, 322 nt
Organism: Prunus avium (sweet cherry)
Lineage: Eukaryota; Viridiplantae; Streptophyta; Magnoliopsida; Rosales; Rosaceae
Source: RefSeq, a predicted model, not a curated record